Messenger RNA from Caenorhabditis bovis, 414 nucleotides. The record is from the annotation of a GenBank genome assembly. NCBI's taxonomy places the organism in Eukaryota, Metazoa, Nematoda, Chromadorea, Rhabditida, Rhabditidae.
AUGCGUUGUGUUGCUCGUAUCGCGAUUUUGACGGUGCUCGCAUUCAUCGUUCUCAUUUAUUUGGCUGUUCAAAGUGCGAAUUCGAAAAUUGUUGUUGGCUUUGAUGAAAAUGACGAGGAAGCACGCCGUAUUCUCGAGAAUGCGAUUCCAUCGCCAACAAACAAUCAGAACAACAAUAUCCAGGCGAAUCUCCUUCCAAAGCAGUCGCUCUCUCUCUCGGUAGCACUUGUGCUCAUCGUUUCACUAAUCAGCGUUGCACUUUUAAUCACAGGUAUUAUUAUAAUCGCAGUAACUUUGGAUCCAUCGGGCUCCGGCGAAGAUGAUGAAUCCGAUCUCGAACCCGACGAAAAGGCGCCCUUCCAAUACUCGAACGGCUACUAUCCUCUGACAUCCUCAACCCUCAUCGAGCUGUGA